CCGCACUAGAAGCGGGCGGGGGUAUGUCACAAAAUCCCUAUUUGCCCUGGGUUGUGGGCAGAAAUUCGGCAUCUUCCCCGGGUCUGAAAUGGCCGAUUUUGGUGGCCCAGCCCGGGUUCUUUGGUUUGCGGUUUUCCACAUACCUUCCUGGCCAGGUGGCCAGUUUGUCAAUCAUGCAGGGGGCUAGAAAGGAUGCCCCGCUGCGAAGUUGGAUCCUGCCCCCCCUCUGGCCACAUACCUUCCUGGCCAUGUGGCUAGUUUGUCACGCAGGGGGCUAG
Molecule: messenger RNA, 278 nt
Organism: Amoebophrya sp. A120
Lineage: Eukaryota; Dinophyceae; Syndiniales; Amoebophryaceae
Source: the annotation of a GenBank genome assembly